Hordeum vulgare subsp. vulgare (domesticated barley) is the source of this 1742-nucleotide messenger RNA. RefSeq lists its product as uncharacterized. The transcript has 4 exons. The record is from RefSeq and is a predicted model, not a curated record. Gene Ontology annotation, molecular function: uniporter activity; calcium channel activity. Bases 150 to 1571 code for a protein of 473 amino acids. Gene Ontology annotation, cellular component: mitochondrial inner membrane; uniplex complex. Lineage: Eukaryota; Viridiplantae; Streptophyta; Magnoliopsida; Poales; Poaceae. Gene Ontology annotation, biological process: mitochondrial calcium ion homeostasis; calcium import into the mitochondrion.
UUUGUUUUCGAUAAUCUCCCAUGCUUGGGAUGGACAAACGAUCGAAGCCAAUCAUUCAUGAGCAGAGCCAGCUGCAACAAUCAAACACCGUAUUAGCUUGAAAUACCACUGUAUUUACUCACUCCCGAUCAUCGCCACAGAGGCACAUCAUGUGGCGAGCAGCCGCCUCCCGCCUCCUCCUUCCCCGGCGGCCGCCGUCCGCCAUGGUGGCACGUACUGCCUGGAACCUCCACCAUUUCUCACCGUUAACGCCGCAGCAGCGCCCGUCGGUGGCGGAGUUCACGCCGGCAGAGGCUCAGCGAAUGGUGCGGCUUGUUGGACUCGAGGUGCUCAAGAGGCGGCUGCGGAGCCGGGAGGACGAGGUGGUACCGUACACCGAGUUCCUGGGCGCAUGCGUGGAUGCCGGGGCAGCCCCGACGCGCGGCCAGGCGGAGGCGCUCGCGGGGGCGAUGGAUCAGGCAGGGAGCGUGGUGCUCUUCCGGGGAAAGGUCUACCUCCACCCCGAGAAGAUCGUAGAUCUGGUUAGAAGCGUCGUGCCGCCUGUACUCGAGCUAGAGGACGACACGAGAAGGGGAGAGUUUCAGCUACUGAAGAAAAAGAAAGAAGAGAUCGACAGGCAGGCGUGCAGGCAAGUGAGGCGAAUCCUCUGGUCAGGCUUUUGGUUCGUGCAAGCCACGGUCGGCUUAUGCUUCCGCUUCACAUUUUGGGAGUUCUCGUGGGACGUUUUAGCGCCGAUCACCUUCUACGUGGCCAGCGCCCACCUGCUUUCCGGCUACGCCUAUUUCCUCAUCACCUCGCGCAACCUGUCCUAUCGAACCUACAUGGAGAGGCUGUUUAAAUUAAGGAGGAGAAAGCUUUGCGCGAAGCAUGGUUUUAACAUGGAGAGGUACCUGGAAAUGGAGGGGCACAUGAGGUGUCCUCUGGGAGGUGAUUAUUCUCAAGGUGCUACCAAAGCAAUCUUCGGAGAAAUCGAGCGGAGGAUGCAGGCCGGGCAGCAUGAGGUGGUCGACCAUGGCGAGCUCAUGGACGCGUUGACAGAGAGCGGGCUCGCGCCCAUGGAGGCGGAGGAACUCAUGCGGAAGAUGGACGAGAUGAGCUUGGUGCUGCUCUUCCGGGUAAAGACCUACCUCAACCACAAGAAGGUUGCGGGCCUGAUCAGAAGGGCCGUGCCGUUUGCGCUCGCCCCAGAGGACGAUGCAAGGAAAGAAGAGUUCAGGCAACUCCAGGCGAAGAUGCAAGAGAUCGACGGCAUGGCACGCAGGCACGCCGUGCGGAUCCUAUGUGUUGGCUUCGCGUCAUUUGUGCUCCAGUUUGCCCUCUUGUUCCGCCUCACGUUCUGGGAGUUCUCUUGGCCUGUCAUAGAGCCACUCGCCUACUCCUUGGCCGGACUCCAGCUGAUUUUCUGCUACGGCUAUUUCCUGCGUACCGCGAGCAACCCGACGUUACAGGACUUUAAGCGGAGGCUGUUCUUGGCCAGGAGGAGAAAGCUAUGUGCCAAGCUUGGCUUUGAUAUGGACGGGUACCUGAAGUUGCAGAAACAUUCUAGGGGUCCUCCGCAAGGUGAUUAUUGAACUCAAGAUCAUGGUCAUAUGCCUUAUGACUUGUAACACCGAAUUUCUCAGCUAUUACUUGAUACCAGUACUGUCCUCUUUAAUUCUUAAAAUAUUUUCCUUUGGGUUCCUUUAACUAACUGCAUUGCCGUGUGCUACCAAAGCGAUCUUGACACGAACCAGCCGUCACCU